Messenger RNA from Pseudomassariella vexata, 1456 nucleotides. Its product is annotated as YAF9-like protein. NCBI's taxonomy places the organism in Eukaryota, Fungi, Ascomycota, Sordariomycetes, Amphisphaeriales, Pseudomassariaceae. The record is from RefSeq and is a predicted model, not a curated record. The coding region runs from base 183 to 1022 and encodes 279 amino acids. Gene Ontology annotation, biological process: regulation of DNA-templated transcription. The transcript has a single exon.
CGGUACCUUGCAUUCCGACAGCUACGAUGAUUGGACCAAUUCCAGUAUCCCAGUCCAGAGCCCCACCUCUGGUAGGCAAGGCUGGUGAGCUUCUCCAAUGUAAGCUUCUUCAUUCCAUCCCAGUCUCAUCAGCCUCUUUCACCUCUCUCCGUCCACAGUGACCAACGCCCACACCCUUCGACAUGGCGCCCGUUAACGCCGGAAAGCGCGUCAAGGGCGUCCAAAUCCACCGGCCUUUUAUCUACGGCACCACAGCGCGCCCCUUCAACGACACCGAUAACGUGCGCCCGCCCGGCGUCCCUGCCGACCAUACGCAUUCAUGGACUGUCUUUGUCAAAGGCGUCGAAGACACCGAGAUCUUCUACUGGCUUCGCCGCGUGCAAUUCAAGCUUCACGAAUCGAUCCCAAACCACCUACGCACCCUUGAUGCAGAGACCAUCAGCAAAGAAAACGAGACCAAGCCGCCCUCCAAGCGACAAAAGGGCUUCGCGGUUCACGAAACGGGAUGGGGCGAGUUCGAAAUCACCAUCAAGCUGUACUACGACAGCAAGAGCGGCGAGAAGCCCCAGACGUUGUAUCAUCACUUGCGCUUGCACCCUUACGGACGGACCGAGGCCGAGAAAGAGGCCAUGCGGAAUAAUGGGACGGGCGAAGUGGUGGCCUGGACGUACGAGGAGCAACUCUUUAAUGAACCUUACGAGGAGUUCUACAAGAUUCUGACCACGGGCGCUCGGGACAAGGGUACCCCUGCUCCUGGCGGUGGAGGCAAGGGGAAGGGCAAAGGGGGUAAGGUUGCCGCUGCUGAAGAGAACAACGUCAAAGGUGAUGUCAAGGAACGCAGCGCCAUGAUCCCUCUGCAGACGCGGCCCGGGCAACCGUUUAGCCGUGAAGCAGAACAGCUCGAGAUAAAGCGGAUUCGGGAGGGCGAGGAGAAGGUGCAGGACAUGAUUCUGCAGAUGACGCGAUCGCACAAGGCCAAGGAGGCGGAGCUCGCCGCGCUGAAGGAAGCCAAUGCUGCGUAGGGAGACAGCGAGGGUGCCCGAGGCGGAGGCGGUAAGACGAGGAAGAGGAGUCUUCUCGUCAACCUUAAGGUGGAGAAAAAGGAGAGCCUGGCCAAGCGGGGGGGGAAGAAGACGGCGACGAUCAAUGCUCAUAGGAUGUCCAGGAGUGGAGGACAGUGAAAUUUGGUCAGUGUUCGAGUUUUGCUACACGUAUCCCCUGAUUGGCAACCAUGGAAAAGAGGUUCAAGGGGACAUUGUGUGGAUUUUGCUUGCUGGUCAUGAAUACCCGAUGAUAAUGGCGUUUCUGGUGUAAAGGAGGGUAUAGCCGGCUCUGGCCUUCUACUGUAGCUAUUCGCAUUGUCUAGAUCAUUCCUGUAGAGGAAAGCAUGAUUCAACAUGUCUGGAAUCCUGUAUGCGAUCCGUUCUCACGGUCAUAGAACACACAAAACAUGGGU